AUGUACGAUGCAAGUGACUACGCCGUGGGAGCAGUGCUUGGGCAAAGGCGAGCCAGGGCUGAAGGAAGUUCAGACAUGAUGUACGAUACUACCAGUGGGACGAGCACUAUUUAUUCAAGCAAUGUGCUAACCAAGGGAUUAGGACCAUAUCACCCCCAAACAAAUGGACAUACUAAGGAGUCCAACCGAGAGAUCAGACAGAUUCUCGAGAAUGUGGUGAAUCCCAAGAGGAAAUACUUGUCCUGGAAGCUCGUUGAGGCACUCUGGGCUUAUCGCAUAGCCUUUAAGACUCUAUUGGGCAUGUCCCCGUUCAAGUUGUUCUAUGGAAAAGCGUACCAUCUUUCUUUUGAGCUAGAGCAUAAGGCCUACUGGACGAUUAAGAAGCUCAACAAGGACACCCAGUUGACUGGUAAGAAAAGGUUGCUAGAGCUAAAUGAAAUGGAGGAAUUUCAAGCCAAGGCUUAUGAAAAUACCCGCUUUUACAAAUAA
Messenger RNA from Hibiscus syriacus, 489 nucleotides. RefSeq lists its product as uncharacterized. The transcript has 3 exons. Bases 1 to 489 code for a protein of 162 amino acids. Gene Ontology annotation, molecular function: nucleic acid binding. The record is from RefSeq and is a predicted model, not a curated record. NCBI's taxonomy places the organism in Eukaryota, Viridiplantae, Streptophyta, Magnoliopsida, Malvales, Malvaceae.